Molecule: messenger RNA, 495 nt
Organism: Ceratosolen solmsi marchali
Lineage: Eukaryota; Metazoa; Arthropoda; Insecta; Hymenoptera; Agaonidae
Gene: Dlc90F
Product: dynein light chain 90F
Exons: 1
Coding region: 101-436 (111 amino acids)
Biological process (GO): microtubule-based movement
Cellular component (GO): cytoplasm; cytoplasmic dynein complex
Molecular function (GO): dynein intermediate chain binding
Source: RefSeq, a predicted model, not a curated record
AUUGAUUUUCCUUGGUGAAUAAUCGUUGUUUUGAUAUUAUAUGUGGAAUAUAAUUCAGAUAGACUGUUAAAAUAAAUACGGAAUUUACUAAAUAUCGAGCAUGGAGGAUAUGCAAGAAGAAACUCAAUUUGUUGUGGACGAUGUUAGUAAAAUUAUCAAGGAUGCUAUCGAAGCUGCGAUAGGAGGAAAUGUAUAUUCUCAUAGUAAAGUGAAUCAAUGGACGUCAAAUGUUGUUGAAAGCUGUUUAGGACACUUAACGAAACUUCAAAAACCUUAUAAGUACAUAGUUUCUUGUACAAUUAUGCAAAAGAACGGAGCUGGCCUACAUACUGCGAGCUCUUGCUUUUGGGAUAACGCCACUGACGGAAGUUGCACAGUGCGUUGGGAAAAUAAGACAAUGUAUUGUAUCGUGUCAGUGUUUGGUUUAGCCAUUUAAACGAUAAAUUGUAGAACUAUUUUCUUUAUUUUAAAUAUGUACGCAAAUGCAUCCAAUGA